GCGGGACAUUUGAAUUUACGUACCUAAAAUACGGGACAAAAAUAAUGGACUUGACUGAUUUUUUUAUCUCUGUUAAUUGCUUUACAUAUAUUUAUCAUCGUUUUUAAUUAUUGCAUGUUUAUACUCGUAUUUUGCUAUAACUAGGUAACUGCUGUCAAGAGCGGAUACUUAUCUUGUGUCCAUUUUACCAGCUAUUGUUUAAUUUGCAAUGUAUGAAUGUUGGUUGUAAAAUUUUGCGACUAAAUUUAAAGCAAUAAUUAAAUUCUAAAUACAUUAUUAUAAACUCCCAAGAUGGCCGAUCAAAUACUAAUAAUAUAGAUAUCAAAUGAAAAUGCCCCUGAGAGGAUUACAAUUGUAUAUAUAAGCUUCUCGUUAUUAUUUCUGGAAUAAGAAAGUUGAAAAUCUUAUUUCCUUUCAUCUAAAUAUAAAUUAAAAAAAUAUAUUAUUAAGUUGUAUGAUUAUUUUUAUUACAGACGUAACAUUAGAAGAUCAAAUUUUAACAACGACUAAAACGCCCACUGAGAAAGAAUCAUGUUCGAACACGUCAGGAGAUACAACACUCUUAGAUAAUUUGAAGAAACGUAAACCCGCCAUAUACGAUUCUGAUGUGGAAGAUUCGGCGGAAUCCAGUAGCGACGACGAGAGCCCUCCUGUACAACCAGUCGAUAGUAACAUCACCAUUCCCAUUUCAGAAUCAGUGUCAUCAACACCAGAGGGUACUUCUUCUAAAAAGAAAUUUCUAAAAAUGGUGGACAAAAUAGCAACCAAUAAGUAUUUCCAACAGGUAACAGAUUAUAAGUACGUGAAGCGUGCGAUGGAGGGGUUGUCCAAUACUGACAUCAAGUUGCAUUUAGAAAUAGAAGGACUGGAAGGUCGCCUCGCUAUCAACCUACCGCCGCCGCCUCAUGAUCGCAUUUGGAUUGGGUUCCGUACUAAUCCACAAUUGGUGCUGAAAGCGCGUCCAGCAGUGGGCGCACGCACUCUACGUUUCGCUCACAUAACCAACUGGAUAGAACAGAAACUCACCAAGGAGUUCGAGAAAGUUCUAGUGUUACCCAACAUGGAGGACAUCAUAGUGGACCUCAUGACGCCAACGCCUGUCGAGUUUGAAUAGUAAGUUCAUUAACGGGCAAAAUAACACGUACGAAUUAACAUGAAACCCGAAGACUAUUCGAUAUAUCUUGUCUGAUAUGACCUUUUGUCCCCCCCCCCCUUCUUUUGUUAAUGGGAAAAUGCACCUUAUGUCUUAAAUUUCCAGCCAUUAUAGCACAGUCGUCGAAAAGAAAGAAUUGACAAAAUUAGCUAGAUGCAUCUGUGCGAGCGCAAUAGUAAUAUACCCAAAGUUCAACCCACUACGGAAUAAUAUAGGGGGAGAAGGAGAGCCGUGGAUCUUCCGGGGUUCCCAUGACCUUGUUAGUGUUGGGUUA
Messenger RNA from Diatraea saccharalis (sugarcane borer), 1427 nucleotides. Lineage: Eukaryota; Metazoa; Arthropoda; Insecta; Lepidoptera; Crambidae. The record is from the annotation of a GenBank genome assembly.